This is a messenger RNA of Striga asiatica, 2619 nucleotides long. Lineage: Eukaryota; Viridiplantae; Streptophyta; Magnoliopsida; Lamiales; Orobanchaceae. The record is from the annotation of a GenBank genome assembly.
AUGGCAGCUACAAUGGCUACAUCAAUGGCUAUCCUCAACCCCAAGAGCUUCACCAUCACAAACUCCAAAACCACCACAAACCCAUCAAAGCCCACCAAGCAAAUCCCCCUUAUCUCCCUCCAAAACCUACAAAAGGGCCUCUCCGUCGCCGCCGCGGCGCGCCCCGCCACCUCAAUCUCCGGGGCCGCCCUCGCCGGCGCCGUGUUCUCCGCCCUCUCCGCCGCGGAUCCCGCCCUCGCUGCCCAGCAGCUGGCGGAGAUCGCCGACGGCGACAGCCGCGGCGUCGCGCUCCUGAUCCCGCUUGUCCCCGCCGUGCUGUGGGUUCUCUACAACAUCCUCCAGCCGGCGCUGAACCAGAUCAACCGGAUGAGGAGCUCCAAGGGCGUGGCUAUCGGGCUCGGGCUGGGCGGGCUCGCCGCGUCGGGGUUCCUUCACCCGGCAGAGGCCUCGGCCGCCGUGGCGGAGGCGGCGGCGGACAACCGGGGUCAGCUUCUGCUGUUCGUGGUGGCGCCGGCGAUCGCGUGGGUGCUGUACAACAUCUUGCAGCCGGCGCUGAACCAGAUUAACAGGAUGAGGCCAUUGAAAACCCCAAACCCCAUAAAUAUCCUUACCAUUGAGUUCGAAUCAUUUUUAAUUAUGUACAUCUCUGAAAAACCCAAAUCGCCGCAAGAAUCAGCCGUUGAUUACUACGCCGCUUCAGCUGGCGGAAAGCAAGAAUCUCCCCACCAGAGCAACGGCAUGAUCAUCCAACUCAGCCCUCAACCCCACAUCGCCACCCCCACCGCCGGCGACGACAAUGCCGCUGCCCCCAUCUCCAACAAUCAAACCUCUGCCAACCCGACAUCUUCAUCGGGCCCCAAGAAACGGGCUGAGACCUGGGCCCAGGAGGAGACGCGGGCCCUCAUCUCUCUCCGCAAGGAGAUUGAUUUGCUGUUCAACACAUCCAAAUCGAACAAGCACUUGUGGGACAGUAUAUCUAUGAAGAUGAGGGGAAAAGGGUUUGAUAGAUCCCCAACGAUGUGUACGGAUAAGUGGAGGAAUUUGUUGAAGGAGUUUAAGAAAGCUAAACAGAGUAACCCAGAUGGGAGUGGUUGUGCUAAGAUGUGUUAUUACAAGGACAUUGAUGAGAUUAUGAGUGAGAGAAAUAAAAAUGGUCCGAGUUGGAAAAAUUCCGAGAUUUGUGGUGGGGGUGGGGGUUCUAAAGUGGAUUCCUUUAUGCAGUUUGCUGAUAAAGGUUUUCACUUUGUAGCCUCUUUGUUUUGGUUAAAUGUGUUUGCUAUGGUUUAUGGUAUUGAUGAUGCCAGUCUUCCAUUUGGACCUGUCGAAGCUAAUGGCAGAUCAACCCUUAACUUAGAAAGGCGUUUGGAUCACGAUGGUCACCCUCUUGCACUAACUGCUGCUGAUACUGUUGGAGGUAGCGGCGUUUCUCCAUGGAAUUGGAGGGAAACUCCGGGAAGUGCUGAACAGCCGAAUUCGUUCGGGAGGGUUAUAACCGUAAAAUUGGGUGAUUAUACAAAGAGAAUAGGGAUCGAUGCCGGUGCAGAUGCCAUCAAGGAAGCUAUCAAGUCUGCUUUCAGGCUUCGGACAAAACGAGCUUUUUGGUUGGAGGAUGAAGAAAAUAUUGUCCGCUCGCUCGACAGAGAUAUGCCCCUCGGAAAUUACACUCUUCAUGUUGAUGAAGGCUUGACUAUUAAAGUUUGCGUCUUUGAGGAGACAGAUCCCAUGCCCGUGCACACGGUGGAUAAAACCUUCUACACGGAGGAUGAUUUUCGUGAAUUCCUCAAUCGACGCAGAUGGACCUCUCUAAGAGAAUACAAUACUUUUCGUAAUAUCGACAGCUUGGAUGAGCUAUGCCCCGGGGCCAUAUACCGUGGAUUUGGAAGGAUCGGCCGAUUGGUGGCGAGGGUUGCUCUGCAAAGGGAUGAUGUGGAGCUUGUUGCUGUUAAUGAUCCGUUCAUCAGCACCGAUUACAUGACAUACAUGUUUAAGUAUGACAGUGUCCACGGCCCCUGGAAGCAUCACGAGCUGAAGGUGAAGGAUGAAAAGACCCUUCUUUUUGGUGAUAAACCUGUUACAGUUUUUGGCCAAAGGAACCCUGAGGAGAUCCCAUGGGCUGAAACUGGGGCUGAAUUUGUUGUGGAGUCUACUGGAGUCUUCACAGACAAGGACAAGGCUGCUGCUCACUUGAAGGUCAUUCAUGACAGGUUUGGCAUUGUUGAGGGCCUCAUGACCACUGUCCACUCUAUUACUGCCACUCAAAAAACUGUCGAUGGCCCAUCGAGCAAGGACUGGAGAGGUGGAAGGGCUGCCUCAUUCAACAUCAUCCCCAGCAGCACUGGUGCUGCCAAGGCUGUUGGAAAAGUGCUUCCGGCCCUCAACGGAAAAUUAACUGGGAUGGCUUUCCGAGUGCCCACAGUUGAUGUUUCCGUAGUUGACCUGACUGUUAGGCUGGAAAAAGAGGCCACUUAUGAGGAUAUAAAAGCUGCCAUCAAGUCGAGCAUUUUCGAUGCCAAGGCUGGAAUUGCAUUGAACAAGAAGUUUGCAAAGCUCGUGUCGUGGUAUGACAAUGAAUGGGGCUACAGUUCUCGUGUGAUCGAUCUUAUUGUCCACAUGGCUUCU